UCACAAGAUGAUAAUGAUAAAGAUGAUAAUUUUCAAAGAACAUUAGCAAUAAGCUAAUGAAAAAUCAAAAUAUAAAAAAAAAAAACUUUUAAUUUGUAUAUAUAGUGUUAGAUUUUGUUGUAUUUGGCUGAGCAGUCAUUUGGGUGGCUCGUCAAUGGACUAGAUUUCUCUAAUACAUAAAAUAAGUGAGCUUGACCAAAGCUCUUGUGGAGAGAAGAAAUUUAUUGAAGUUUAUAUUAUAGGUUUAUAUAUGAAUUUAAAUUAUUCCAUUGGCCUGGACAGUCAAUGGAACCUCUAGGAACAGAAAUGAUGUCACAAGAAAAGGAAGGUGUGUUCCAGUGUUUGUGAAUGACACUUCAGGGGCAGGGAGCUUGGGGAGCCAUAGCAGGUCAGACACUUCAGGAUGCCAGGGCGGAUCAGGGAGCUCAGAAGGCCAUGGCAGAGCAGACAGUUUGGGGAGCCAUGGUGGGUCAGGGAGCUCGGGGGGCCAUGGCGGAGCAGACAGUUCGGGGAGCCAUGACGGGUCCGGGAGCUCAGGGGGCCAUGGCGGAGCAGACAGUUCGGGAGGCUCCCACCAUAUGCCUGUUGGACCAUUCAUGGUUAAACGUUGAAGCAUUGUCAAGAAAUAUGGUGUUACUUCUCUCGCUUAGCAAUUCAUUAAGUGUACAUCGAGGUAGCCUCUUCGCUGUGAUAUUUAAGAUCUAAGAUUAUAUUUAGUUUGAUUUAUCUCCGAGUCAAGAUUAAAGAAAAGGUUUUGGUCAGAAAACAGUAAAUAGACUGGUUUAUUGGACAUGGAGUGACUGAAACUGAAACUAAAAGCCACACUCACAUUUUAUUUUUCAUCAUAUUGUACAGACGCAGAGUGCUGUCUCUCUCUGAAGGGAUUGAGGAGAUCGGUAAGAUCAACUGGGAGAUUCUUCUGUGUCUUAUUGUGGAUCAUAUGUUAUUUCUGCAUCUGGAAAGGAGUCAAAUCUACAGGCAAGGUGGUGUAUUUCACAGCCACAUUUCCUUACGUGAUGCUGGUUGUGUUGCUGAUUCGUGGGUUGACCCUUCCUGGAGCUCUGCAGGGUGUUGUGUUUUACCUGUACCCUGAGCCAGCCCGUCUUUAUGACCCACAGGUUUGGAUGGAGGCAGGAACUCAGAUCUUUUUCUCCUUCAGUGUGUGUUUUGGUUCUCUCAUUGCACAAUGCAGUUAUAAUCAAUACAAAAACAACUGCUACAGGGACUGUUUGUGGCUUUGCCUUCUGAACAGUGCCACCAGUUUAGUAGCUGGCUUUGCUGUAUUCUCAGUCUUGGGCUUCAUGGCUAAUAGGCAGGGUGUCCCCAUUGAGGAGGUAGCAGAAUCAGGUCCAGGACUGGCGUUCAUAGCAUAUCCACAGGCAGUAGCUAUGAUGCCUCUCCCUCAGUUGUGGGCUGUUUGUUUCUUCAUCAUGAUAAUUUUGCUGGGGCUGGAUACACAGUUUGUUGGAAUAGAGUCGAUAAUUACAUCGGUGAUGGACAUGUUCCCCAUGGUGCUACGCAGAGCUGGUCGGCGAGAAAUGUUUCUCCUGCUCUUCUGUCUCACUUGCCUCUUUGGACAACUCAUCAUGAUUACAGAGGGGGGGAUGUAUGUAUUCCAGUUGUUUGACUACUAUGCCUGUAAUGGAGCCUGUAUUUUUUUCCUGUCUGUAUUUGAGUCUCUGGCCAUGGGUUGGAUUUUUGGGGCUGAGAGGAUGUUUGACGUCAUUGAAGACAUGACAAAGUCACGACCCAACUACAUGUUCAUGCUGUGCUGGAAAUACCUGACUCCUCUUGUGUCCCUUGUGUCUUUUGUUUAUUCUCUGGUGGAGUACAAGCCUCUCACUUUUAACCGCUGGUAUGUGUACCCAGACUGGGCGUAUGCACUAGGCUGGUUACUGGCCCUGUCUUCUAUUCUUCUGGUGCCUGGAUGGGCUCUAUGCCGAAUGUAUUUUGGGAAAGGAAACCUGAAACAGCGUUGGCACCAGUUGUGUAGUCCUGACAAAAACCUUCCUCUCACCUGUAAGCAACAAACUAAAAUCCAGGGAACAACUUUGACCACAGAGGUGGAAGACACAAACUGAACCACUACAUAUUAAAAUAAUAAUAAUAAUAAUUUAAAAAGUACAUUUAUACAUUAAUAAUACCCUUGUUGGGAACAAUAGUUCAGCCUUUUGGUUAAAAUCAGCAUUUUAGAUAGAUUUGUGUAUUAUUAAGGAUUCAUCUAAAAUUGUGGAUAAAAAUAAAAUAAUAGAUUACUUAACUUAAUUUUGUGGCCUCUGUUACAUUAGUCUAAUAAUUUGAUCUAUGAUAACCCAUUAAAUGCUCACGGUGAUUAAAAAAAAAAAAAAAUUCUAAGACCAAGUUUUUGAUUUUGGAACAUUUUCAGAGGUAAAUAAUCCACUUAAAUGUUUAGAUAGCAAGAAAUUGGCUGGCCUGGUUAUGUUGGAUUUAUAUAUCUUACAGUUGGUGGCGCAUUUUAUUGUAUUGCUCCACCAUCUUUCUUUAUCUUAAAUUAUAUAAAACUGUGUAUGUUCUGCUAUUAUUUAAAGGGGGUGAUCCAACUAUAUUAAUUACGGACCCAUUUUGAAACUGAGCUUUUAUCUCCUAAAAUUGUUUCAUCUGAUUUUUAGUCUGAUUUUAGGAAAAGAUAUUGCACAGCUAUUUUAAAGGUAUUAAAUGAUCCAGUGGUUUCAUUAGAUGAUAAUAAACCUUGUGACACUCUUUUUAAUAAUUUAUCUAAAGCUUUUGAUAGCAUAGAUCAUGAAGUACUGAAGCGGAGGCUUCUAGGUUCAUCAGCGAAUACAGUUGGAUGGUUUGUUAAUUACUUAUCGGGCAGAAGUCUAUGUAUACAUAAAGUGGGGAUUACUUCUAGUACUUUAAACAUGACCAAAGGUAUACCACAGGGAUCAGUCCUUGGGCCACUAUUAAUUAUUUUACAUAUUAAUAAUAUUGGGAUUGAUAUCACACAUUCAUAUUUAAUAUGCUAAUAUAGUUCAGCAUACGCUGAGAAAACGAAAACUUGUCUUGAAUGAGAAAUCUAAACUUCCAUUGUUUUCAAACAGAAAGUUUAUAUCCUCAAACAUACAUUCAAGUACGUUUUUAAACGGCUCAGUGAUUGAAACAUCUACUUAAACAUCUAUUUGAAGCACUACUUUCUUGUAUGUGGCAUUAAAUGUAUUUACAAACAAACCAAACGACUUUGAUUGAAGCUUUUUAUUUGCAUCUGCACGUAGUGUAUCUGUUGCGGUGAUUCUGACUUGAGCAAACAUACUGCAUUGAAACAUUAAAGGAAUCAUACGCUUACACAUGCACACUUUAAUCUUGUUUCACAUCACUUGUGUUAGAAUACACACUUAAACAUUCUUAAGAUGCAUUAGAAUUGCAUCACAUGCUAUACUCCUUGUGCUGCUACAUAGGGAAGUUCAAAUAUCAAUCAUGUCAUAGCAUGACAUUCAUUUCAAACACAAACUUAUCUGCUUCAGUUAAUCGAACACACACAGGGCUCAGAACAUCCCUCCUGUAAUGCCAUUUAUUUGGACUUAGUAUCAUUGCUGUGUACAAACACACCAUAAAUAUCUAUAAAAA
Molecule: messenger RNA, 3585 nt
Organism: Labeo rohita (rohu)
Lineage: Eukaryota; Metazoa; Chordata; Actinopteri; Cypriniformes; Cyprinidae
Product: sodium- and chloride-dependent GABA transporter 2-like
Exons: 10
Coding region: 1017-2081 (354 amino acids)
Biological process (GO): sodium ion transmembrane transport
Cellular component (GO): membrane
Source: RefSeq, a predicted model, not a curated record